This is a messenger RNA of Ruditapes philippinarum (Manila clam), 504 nucleotides long. RefSeq lists its product as uncharacterized. The record is from RefSeq and is a predicted model, not a curated record. The transcript has a single exon. NCBI's taxonomy places the organism in Eukaryota, Metazoa, Mollusca, Bivalvia, Venerida, Veneridae. The coding region runs from base 1 to 504 and encodes 167 amino acids. Gene Ontology annotation, molecular function: nucleic acid binding.
AUGUGUAAGUGUGUUGCUGGAUGUGCGGAUUCACUGUCUAUAUUUAGAAAAGCAUACCCAAACAGGAAGUCUUACAAACAGGAAGACCUUGCAAAGGAUCUAUUGGGAGCUUCAUACUGUGCUCAUAAUGCUUCAGAAGAUGUCUCGAUUCUUGGUAAACUUAUUCACCACUUGGACAUAUUAUCUGUUGAUCUGCUGCCACACACAUUUUCAACAAAAUCUGUGUACAAUUCCCAGUUGUGCAGUCGGGAAAAAGCAAAGAAUUUGCCGUCACUUAGAGUAUUGAUUUAUAAUAGUGUGUGUAAGUUAACUACAGCCGAGAAUAUUGCUGCGUCCGGCUUGAACCUACAACAUCUAAGGUGCAUCUUUAAGCGCCAAGGCGAAGAUGGUCUUCGGAACAUUUUCGUGAUGAAGAACUGUGACGGUCAGCCACGAGUAACUAAUACUAAAAGAACAUUAGAAACUGUUAUCCCUGCCCUUGCACAGUAUUUUUCAAGGAAUUAG